UUUUUCUCCCCUCCGGCUCCGGAAUUCCAAGUACAGAAGAACGUUGUAGGACCUGAGUUGCCUCCUGGAGGGAUCACGAAAAAGAGCCUUUGCUUGGGCGUGACUGUCCACUCGGGAGCCUCCUUCGACUCUCCACUAAAUCCCACCCCUUCCCCUCAAACCAAGUACUUAUUCGUCUCCUGAGAGCCACCGCUCCUUUUCAACACGAAACUUCCCCCCCUCCUCCCCCUUCUCAUCUCAACCUCCUUCCCCCUUUUCUCUCUCAUCUCUCACCCAUCCUUUCUUCCCUCCAUUCAUCCAAUCUCGAUCGUUGGGAGGGCUCUCUUUCAGGAUGGAUCCUAACAAUAAUCGUCCCCACCUGCACUUCGGGUACAAUGAUCGUGCCUUCAAUAAUGCGGCCGCAAACAAUCGCGCGUAUCCCACUACCCCCUCCGCCUUUCCGCAGCCAAUCUAUCAGAACCAGGGACCUCAGGACUAUAUGGAUGCUCAAAAUGGUGCUUACGGCCAAGGAUACUUUAUGGCAAACCCCUACCCUCCCCAGGCCGCGUACGCCCAACAGCAUUACGGCCAGCCCAAUUUGCAGUCCCCCCAACCCGCUUAUCAGUCUCGGAUGGGAUACAAUGCGAAUGCCAAUGAUGGAACAAACGGUCUUAUUCAGCAGUUCUCCAACCAGGAUUUAAAUGCGAACCGAACUGGCUUUUUUGGUCGCUCCGCCUCACCUGCUCAAAGACCCCGGACGGCUGGCUCCCCGGCUCCUGGACAGCAGCUGCAGCAACAGCAGCAGCCUGGACACCUUGCUCCUCCUAUCCCUCGCAGCCCCCGAUCCCCCGCCGAGAAUGAAGAACUCCAACGCUACCCAGAACGGUACUCGGAGAAUGUCCACAAGCGUGGGAAGGCCGCCAAAGAAUUGGUCAAUGUGUUCUUCCACGAGAAUAUCGAACGUGCACGCGAUCGUAAUAUGCGCUCUGCUGAACUGGAUAAGAUGAUCCGCGACCCUAGUACCUCGCAGGACGCGAAGUUAAAGGAGGCUGAAGUACUUGCGAAGAAAGAAUCGAACUUCCUUCGGUUCCUCCGGACUCGGGAGACUCCCUCGAAUUUCCAGACGAUCAAGAUUAUCGGAAAAGGAGCUUUUGGUGAGGUGAAGCUUGUGCAAAGGAAAACCGAUGGCAAGAUUUAUGCGCUCAAGUCUUUGAUCAAGACGGAGAUGUUUAAGAAGGAUCAACUGGCCCACGUCCGCGCAGAACGUGAUAUCCUGGCUGAUUCCAAAGAUAACCCAUGGCUUGUGAAGCUUCAUGCUUCCUUCCAGGAUUCCGCAUAUCUCUACCUGCUGAUGGAAUUCUUGCCUGGAGGUGAUUUGAUGACUAUGCUCAUUAAAUACGAAAUUUUCUCCGAAGAUAUCACCCGAUUCUAUAUGGCGGAAAUUGUGAUGGCUAUUGAAGCGGUUCAUAAACUCGGGUUCCUUCACCGAGACAUUAAACCUGAUAACAUUCUCCUUGAUCGUGGCGGCCAUGUGAAGUUGACUGACUUUGGUCUUUCCACCGGAGGCAAGAAGACUCACGACAACUCCUACUAUCAAAACCUGCUUAAGAACUCCACCUCCAAAGACAAGAAUAGGAACUCUGGAUAUUUCAGUGAUGCAAUUAACCUGACGGUAUCGAACCGUGGACAGAUUAACACUUGGCGGAAGUCUCGCCGUGCUAUGGCGUACUCAACUGUCGGAACUCCCGACUAUAUCGCGCCUGAAAUUUUCAACGGUCAAGGAUAUACUUAUCUUUGCGAUUGGUGGUCGGUUGGUGCCAUCAUGUUCGAAUGUCUGGUGGGCUGGCCUCCAUUCUGUGCUGAGGACACCACCGACACUUAUCGCAAGAUUGUAAACUGGAGAGAAUGCCUCUACUUCCCUGAGGAAUUGACCUUGUCGCGGGAGUCUGAAGGCCUGAUCCGAAGUUUCUUGUGUGAUGCAGAGCAUCGUAUUGGAAACGAGGGCGGCCAGUAUGGAGGAGCCACGCAAAUUAAGAACCAUCCGUUCUUCCGCGGGGUGGUCUGGGAGCAGCUUCGGAGUAUCCGUGCCCCAUUCGAGCCGAGGUUGAGCUCGAACAUCGACGUUUCAUAUUUCCCGAUUGAUGAGAUUCCUCAGGAGGACACUAGUGCUAUUCACCGGGCGCAGGCACGUGCUAUGCCCGAGGAGCAGGAGGCUGAGAUGAGCCUGCCUUUCAUCGGGUACACGUACAAAGCAUUCAACGCCUUCCAGGCAAGUUGAAUAUAGUUUCAGCGUUCGAGUUCUCUUAGUGAGCCGAUGAUGAGUGUCUUUGGAAAGUUUGAUAGCGGGCGGGCUUGCGUUAAUAGCUUUUCAGCAGCUCAUCCAGGUUCUAGCCUCGGUAUAGACCCUGUUCAUUGGUUUUUCAUCAAUCACGCAUAUAGCGAAUAUAUUGUCAUGUUACCGGGAACAUGGGCAUUUUUCUUUCAAUUUGUGUUCUUUCCCUUUUGCCCUCCUUUAUAUCUUUGCAUUCAUUGUCGCGAGCCGACUCCUGUUAGCUGCGUGUUGUAUUGAGCAUCAAAUGGCCACCUAUGAGUGCGUUGUCAAUUUAAACCGGGGGGGGUUAACUCUAUGAUACCUACAUACAUAUGCAUAUCAUGAAUACUGGCUAUCUUUCUGAGUGGAUAGUUGGUAGAGACCUGCAAAAUUAGAAUCGAAUUUUCUGAUGGUGCUACAUAUCUAUGUGGUUUGCCGCUAUCUGUAGACUAGAGAG
Molecule: messenger RNA, 2747 nt
Organism: Aspergillus ochraceoroseus IBT 24754
Lineage: Eukaryota; Fungi; Ascomycota; Eurotiomycetes; Eurotiales; Aspergillaceae
Product: serine/threonine protein kinase CBK1
Exons: 4
Coding region: 332-2257 (641 amino acids)
Biological process (GO): intracellular signal transduction; peptidyl-serine phosphorylation
Molecular function (GO): protein serine/threonine kinase activity; ATP binding
Source: RefSeq, a predicted model, not a curated record